Messenger RNA from Xylaria bambusicola, 1319 nucleotides. RefSeq lists its product as uncharacterized. Lineage: Eukaryota; Fungi; Ascomycota; Sordariomycetes; Xylariales; Xylariaceae. The transcript is spliced from 3 exons. The record is from RefSeq and is a predicted model, not a curated record. Gene Ontology annotation, molecular function: oxidoreductase activity. Bases 1 to 921 code for a protein of 306 amino acids.
AUGGCAUCUCUCGAUACUCAGUCCAUCUUCGAUGUGAAGGGGCUUGUGGUGGUUGUGACCGGUGGUGGAAGCGGUGAGCUUUUCUCCGAGAAUAUUCCUAGUACUUUGCGGGUAUCGUUAACAAACGGCGCAGGCAUUGGACUCAUGGCGGCUCAAGCACUGGAAGCAAACGGUGCUAUCGUGUACAUUAUCGGUCGCCGCAAGGAGAGUCUCGACAAGGUCGCUGGUACAGCUAAACACAACAACAUCCGUCCAAUAGUCGGAGACGUGACAUCCAAGGAAUCCCUCGCAGCCGCCGCUUCCACCAUCGGCAGUGAAGUAGGCGGCUACGUGGACCUAGUAAUCGCCAACUCGGGCGUUUCCGGCCCAACGUUAGGGAAUCUCGAGAAAGACGCAGACAUCGCCACUUUGCAGAAAUACCUCGCCUCCUGGGACAGCGACGAGUUCAACCAAACGCUUGCGACGAAUGUCACGGGCGUGUUCAACACCGUCGUUGCUUUCCUGCCGCUGCUCGAUGCCGCGAACAAGCGCGAGGGACGACCUAAGCAGCGCAGCCAGAUCAUCGCGACGGGAAGCGUCGGGGCUUAUAACCGCGUCCCGAUCGCGGGCUAUGCGUACGGUAGCUCGAAGGCUGCUGUCCACCACAUGAUGAAGCAGUUUGCUACGAAUCUUGUGCCGUACGGUAUACGGAGUAAUGUGCUUGCACCGGGAUUCUUUCCCAGCGAGAUGACGGUGGACCUACUAUCCAAAAUCGACGCAGACAAAUGGCCGAAGAGUACGGUGCCGGAACAGCGCCCUGGAGACGCGGAGGACAUCGCCGGUGCUGUCCUCUUCCUAGCCAGCAAAGCCGGCGCCUAUGUCAACGGAAAUAUACUUGUUAUCGAUGGUGGUAGGCUUGGGGUAAUUCCUUCUUCGUACUAAAGGAAUAGCAAUUCAUACUGUUAGGAAUCAGGAGCUAAUAACAAAUAAAUUGGUUGUAUGUAAUCACUGAAUACCCUCACUCCUGAGUCUCCUGACUUUCUCUUGUUCUUUUCUCCUAGCAACACGUCCCUGCUGUCAAAUCCCCAUACUUCACAACCCAACUUCAAACACAAGUGACAACAUAUUAGACUACAGCCCAUAGGCACCCUUUGGGACAUUUACUGCUACCAGGCAACGUGUGGUGCAUCUUCUCAUUACUGCCAACUGUGUAGUCGCGAUUUCAUCAGUGAAUCUUGUCAAUCAACGAGGAGAAGGGACGGGGGGAAAUGUCGAAGGGGAUUGGGGUUCUCAGCACAACCGCCGAAGAUGACAGCAUAGCCCGGUGGGGGAUCGAGACU